Molecule: messenger RNA, 849 nt
Organism: Rotaria socialis
Lineage: Eukaryota; Metazoa; Rotifera; Eurotatoria; Philodinida; Philodinidae
Source: the annotation of a GenBank genome assembly
AUGUCAAUGUCAGCAGCAAAAUCUCAGACAGUUUCGAAUCCAAGUACUAACUCAAUUCAAACAGGAAAAACAAAAGAUAAUGUUCCUACUCUUAAGAAUAAAGUCACAGAACUUGAACGUCAAAUCAAUGAUUAUAAAGUAAAACUAGAUGAAUUACGUCGUGCUAAAGCAACAACAGUUAUCAAACUCGAAAAAGAAUAUGUGAAUACAACUGGUGCAGGACUAAAUCGUGUUGAACAAAUAAGGUCAUGUGAAAAAUGUGAAGAAUUUGAACGAAUGAUUGAAAAUGAAAGAAAAUCAACUGCACAAUUGACGAAAAUGAUCGAACAAAAAGAUAAUAAUAAACAGCAACAGCAAUUACACCAAUCAUCAUCAACAACGAAUUCUAAUUCAUGUUUUAAAUGCUCAGAUUUAAAACAAUUAUUAGAAAUUGAAAAACAAAAUAAUCUUCAAAUAACAAAACAAUGGCAAAGUCAAAAGAAACAAAGAGAAGAAGAACGCCAUGCUAAAGAGAUAUUUGAAAAAAGUUUAGAAAUCAUUCAAUCAGAAUUAAUUGAAGAAAAUAAAUCAUCUAAAUUGUUACGUGAAGAAAAUAAACAAUAUAAAAAUAAAUUUGAAUUAAUGAAAAAAGAACAUGAUGAAAAAAUGGCUCAAUUAUGUCAACGAGAAGAAGAAACAAAAAAAGAAAUUGAGACAUGGGAACAAAUGUAUCAUGAAUGGAUGGCAACCAUGGAAAGAAGAGUUAAUAAUUUACAAGUUACUGAUCAAGAAUUUCAAACAUUGUUACAUAAUGAGAAUGAAAACAGUCAACAACUUCGUUCUAAUCGUUUUAACAAUCAACGCCAAUAA